Ananas comosus (pineapple) is the source of this 1423-nucleotide messenger RNA. RefSeq names its product alcohol dehydrogenase-like 3. The coding region runs from base 67 to 1179 and encodes 370 amino acids. The record is from RefSeq and is a predicted model, not a curated record. Gene Ontology annotation, cellular component: cytosol. Gene Ontology annotation, molecular function: S-(hydroxymethyl)glutathione dehydrogenase [NAD(P)+] activity; zinc ion binding. NCBI's taxonomy places the organism in Eukaryota, Viridiplantae, Streptophyta, Magnoliopsida, Poales, Bromeliaceae. Gene Ontology annotation, biological process: formaldehyde catabolic process. The transcript has 8 exons.
UAUAUAUAUAUAUCCAUUGGCUAUUAAUUCCUGUACUAGUCCUCUUCGCUCAGUUACCAAACAUACAUGGAAGAUAGUUUCGCAGCAACUCAUGUUUUGAAUCGCCUGCAAUCAAAUGGCACAACAGGCAAAGUUAUUGCCUGCAAAGCCGCGGUGGUUUGGGCGGCUGGAGAGCCGUUCUCGAUCGAGGAGGUGUUGGUCGACCCGCCACAGCGGAAGGAGGUCCGCAUAAAGAUUUUAUACACAUCAAUCUGCCACACUGAUCUCAGUGCGUGGAAGGGAGAGAGCGAGCGGCAGCGCGUGUUCCCUCGAAUUCUUGGUCACGAGGCCGCCGGGGUGGUGGAGAGCGUGGGCGAAGGAGUGGAGGACAUGAAGGAAGGGGACCAUGUGGUGCCUAUAUUCACGGGAGAGUGCGGCGAAUGCGCGUAUUGCGUGUCGGAGAAGACGAACCUUUGCGCCGAUUAUCGCGUGAAUCCGUUCAAGAGCGUGAUGAUCGGCGACGGCGGCACCAGGUUCUCCGUGAAGGGAGCCGACGGAGAGCGCCGCCCGGUCUACCACUUCCUCAACACGUCGACCUUUGCCGAGUACACCGUCCUCGACUCCGCCUGCGUCGUGAAGAUCAACCGGAAGGCGCCUCUCGAAAGAAUGUGCUUGCUCAGCUGCGGAAUCUCUACAGGAGUGGGUGCCGCGUGGAAUACGGCGAAUGUGACAGAGGGCGCCUCCGUUGCCAUAUUUGGUCUAGGCGCUGUGGGGCUGGCGGUUGCCGAAGGGGCACGGUUACGAGGAGCAGCUAAGAUUAUUGGGGUUGAUAUUAACCCAGACAAAUUUGCCAAAGGGCGAGAGAUGGGCAUCAUGGAAUUUAUAAACCCCAAAGAGUGUACAAAGCCCGUGAAUGAGGUAAUAAAGGAAAUGACGGGUGGAGGGGUGGACUACAGUUUCGAGUGUGCAGGCAACUUGGACAUCCUACGUGAAGCUUUUGUGUCAACUCGUGAUGUAAGCUCUACUCUUUGCUUUAUACUAAUUAUUAAUUUAUUUGGGGCAAAAUAUACUCAGAAAUUUUCUAUCCAAAGAUUCAAAGUGGUGAGGCAUGUGGAACCGGUCGUGCUGAACACUUAUCGAUAUAGUGCAGUAUGGCGUAUACCAUAUCGUACCAAUAUGUGCCAUGCAUAUUGCCAUUGAUAUAAUAAAAUAUGCUUGUGAAUAUAUUUUGGCGUAAAAAAUUCCUACUUUGGCAUUAGUAUACUCUAAUUGCUCUUAAUUAACAUAGUUUUUUUUUAAUUAAAUUGUACUAUAUCGGUACUCUAUUGAUACAAUUAUUUGUUAAUUUCGAUUUUUAUUUUUUAAGCCAUGCUAUUGGCAUUGGAAUAUCAUAGUGUGACAAUAACUUAUUGCCAUGGUAAUUAAAGUGCGGUGGACGCUGUAU